AUUACUCUUUAUUUUCUCUCUUCAUUUCCCUAUAAAAAAUACCUGACUUGAGCGUCGGAGCGAACGCCCGGAAACCCCCUCCGGCAUUCUUUCUGACUUCUGUUUUUGGUGUACGCAGGUACCCUGGAGCUCAAAUCCGUUUUGGUGAUUUAUCAGGACUUCAAAAAAUUAUUCAAAAUUCUUGCAAGAAGAAGAAUUAAUAUCGACCAGACUUCAAACAUUAGUUAAAAAUUUGUCCCACUCAGUACAAAAGAGCCGUCCAUACAAAAAUAAACAGACAUACAUGCCGCCCAUUGUCCUAAUAUAUCAAACAAAUCGUUGAUACCAAGAUUAACGAUCUUUAACCUUUUCAUUGUCUUGUUUUGCUGUUCCAAUCUUAUAUACCAAGAAACUGAUUAAUGUUUCUUGUUUUAGUAGUGCACAAAGAGUGAGAGAAAAUUUGGUAAUGGCGGAUUGGGGGCCGGUGGUUAUAGCGGUGGUUCUGUUCGUGGUGUUAUCGCCGGGCGUUCUGUUUCAGCUGCCGGGGAAUAGCAGAGUGGUUGAGUUUGCGAAUAUGCAAACAAGUGGAGUUUCUAUGUUGGUCCAUACUAUCAUCUUCUUUGGCCUCAUCACCAUUUUUCUUAUUGCCGUUGGUGUACACAUCACUACCGGAUGAUUUAUGCUAUUAUCACUUUUUUUAAUUUUUUUUUUUCAUAGAUUUUGAUUUGCUUUAUAUUUUUAUAGAUUGUUUUUUCUCUUUGUUCUUUGAUAUUGAAUAAUUAAUUAUGAAUAAAGUAUCACUUUACCCCA
Messenger RNA from Mercurialis annua (annual mercury), 789 nucleotides. RefSeq lists its product as uncharacterized. Bases 446 to 655 code for a protein of 69 amino acids. NCBI's taxonomy places the organism in Eukaryota, Viridiplantae, Streptophyta, Magnoliopsida, Malpighiales, Euphorbiaceae. The transcript has a single exon. The record is from RefSeq and is a predicted model, not a curated record.